Solea solea (common sole) is the source of this 1304-nucleotide messenger RNA. RefSeq names its product protein HEXIM1-like. The record is from RefSeq and is a predicted model, not a curated record. Gene Ontology annotation, biological process: negative regulation of transcription by RNA polymerase II; negative regulation of cyclin-dependent protein serine/threonine kinase activity. The transcript has 2 exons. Gene Ontology annotation, cellular component: cytoplasm; nucleus; nucleoplasm. The coding region runs from base 133 to 840 and encodes 235 amino acids. Gene Ontology annotation, molecular function: cyclin-dependent protein serine/threonine kinase inhibitor activity; 7SK snRNA binding. NCBI's taxonomy places the organism in Eukaryota, Metazoa, Chordata, Actinopteri, Pleuronectiformes, Soleidae.
UCACUGACACACCAAAGAAGAAGAAACAAAAACACAUUCACAGAAAAUUCAAUCCUUGGGUUUUGUGUUCAGUAUAACAAAUGACUUCAUCACCAGCGUAGCAGAAGCUACAGACAGAGGAAACAGACCAACAUGGCAGGUGACAGCCAAGAGAAUCUGAAGCCACUCCAAUCCAACACCAGAUCAGGGCAUGAGCUGCAGCAGCCGGCAGAGAACGGUAGGGAGGUUUUAACUGUCUUAGCUGGCAGCAACAACCUCCCAAAUUUAGCUCAGCCUCACUUGAGUGAUAAUGUUCAGACAGAGGCUAAUGCUAAUCUUAUCCCACAGGGGGAAAACCGUGCAGACGGACCACCAGAUGAGGGUUUUCCCACCGACAAUGACUCCAACAAGAGUCCAAUCAACAAGAGAAGUUGUCUCAAGGCCACGACAGGGAGGCACAAAAUCAGUGAGCCUUUAGAUAAACAUUCCUACGAAGACUUUAGAGUCCACAAUGAAAGACAGGGGGACAGAGAUACCUGGCUACGAGAGGAGAUGUUCACCCAACGGUACCCAAUGGCUCCUCACAACACCACACGGUACCUGAUGGAUGAGCAUGAGGAGGAGGAGUUAGACUUCAGCAUUGAAACCAGGGAGGAGUUUCUCCAGAGAAACUUCUGUGAAGAGCUGGAGACGUUCCAUGUGGAGAAGCUGCUCAAUAUGUCCAAGAACAAGCUGGUGCAGGAGUACCUGGAGCUCGAGAGGUGCAAAUCCCACAUGGAAGAGGAGAACAAGCUGCUGAGGAGCACUGUGGUAGCCGGGGUUGGACUGUGGACAGCUUCCUGGUCCAACUCGGAGAGCUAGAGAAGAAAGAGAAAAAAGCGGCACCAGUGGAACAGGGACAUGGCUUAAGUCAUUGCUGCUUCAUUUUUUUUAAAUUAAAAAACAAACAGAACAUCAGAACCCAUCAACAAAGCUACACUCCUCUACCUCACAAGGUCAACAAUCGCUUUAAAACAAUACUGAAUCUAGAUCAGUGUCCAGAUCACCACCAAAUCAUAACAAUUCUUCUAAAGGCUAUUAACAUGUAUGUCGAGUGUGUAAGUGUUCCGUGGGGUGAGGCGACCACUUGGGGGCAUGAGGAGGACAGGAAACAGGAAAUGCCAGAUGUGAAUCCAGAUCUGUGUCCAGAUCACCACCAAAAUCAUAACACAAUUUUUCUAAAGGCCAUUAACUCCGUUCCCAGAAGUUCUACACAUGUAUAUUUCAGUUUUGUGUUAAGAUAAUGAUUCAAAUAAAAAGAAUGUUAAGCUCUGCUUUAAAUGGUC